Marchantia polymorpha subsp. ruderalis is the source of this 6052-nucleotide messenger RNA. The record is from the annotation of a GenBank genome assembly. Lineage: Eukaryota; Viridiplantae; Streptophyta; Marchantiopsida; Marchantiales; Marchantiaceae.
GGGGCCGGAGCGCCCGGUGGCCGGGCGAGGCGGAAUCCGCGGGACGUUAUGCAACCAAGUACGGCCGGGGGUACUACGGACCGAGGGUCGAGAAACAGCGGUAGCAUAGAUCCGCCGGAAGGUGGGGGGCUCCAAGACCUCGUCCUCGUCGCCGACCGAGUGACUAGAGAGAGAGAGAGAGAGGGAGAGAGAGAAUUCAGCGACCCUUCGCCUCGUCGCGGAUUGGCGUGAUCAAGUGGUGAAAACUGCUCGUCCCGACCAGCGAGCGGGAUCGGGAUCGGGAUCGGGAGCAGGAACAGGAACAGGGGGUGGGGUUGGGGUGGAGUGGGGUGGGGUGGGGGGCAGUGCGCGGAGAGCGAGAUUCGACUGACGCGAGACCGGCGUGCUGCGGAUCGUUUUUACGGAUCGCGAUUGGGGAGAGAAUCACUAGCAGACGAGAUCAGCAGCGCGAGAGAGAGAUCGCACAUUAGGAUGAUGAUCCCGAUCAAUCCAGGUGUUCAUGUGUACCUCGACUCGCGGUUUCCUUCCAGAAACCGAUCCGAGGCCAACUCCAGGCCCAUGCUGCGAAUCUCUUGAUUCUCUCGAACAGUUUCUGCUUCGGGACUUUCAGUUUUCGAGUUUCGAAGGUCUGAGAUCCGGAGACGAUUACUCCCACCAAAAAUUGCUUUCCCGGAAUUCAGAUCUUCAUCAUAGCUUACGAUGACUGCCUCGGCUCGCAAUUGGCGACGAAAUUGGCUUGCGUCGGAGACCAUUAACGUACAAGAAUGUCGUAGAUCACCGCAACGAAUGAUGUUGUGUGUCUUUUGGAAGUGGCCCGUGGACAUGUCUCCACGUUGGGCUUCGAAAGCGUGAGACAGUUCCAAGGGGGAACCGCAGUGCCCGUUCCGCCCGGACAGAUCUGGUGACCAUUGAGGGCACAAUCAUUUCGGCGAACCCUUGGACGAUCACCGAGUUUCACACAAUGAAUCUUUCCACUCACGUGCAUGAAGUGCAUGAAGGGCUCGAUGGCUUUUCCUGAACCUUCGAGAAGUGCACGCUCGGAUUUUUCGUCGAAGAAUUCUUGCUCUUCAGGUCACCACGAUAUAAACCCCGACAGUGUCACAGUUUUUCACCACAAUCUGAUAUGGAAUCCACGAAGGACGUCGAGAGUAUUGCUGGACUCGAAGUGCCGCAGUCUGAAGGUAACUCCAGCCACUCCAUGACGGCUGAAGCGAAUUCUCCAGCACCACAACAACCCACGGCAGAUCUCCAAGGCGGCGACCAUGCAACCCCAGCCCCAGCCCCAGCACCAGCAACAGACCUGGUGAACGAGGGCAAUCCCCAAUCUGGAAUCACGUUAGGAGAGAGAUGGAAGAGGAUAAGGGCGAAGCUCUUCCGCAGACGAGCAGCAACACAUUUGAAACCUGCUGUCGUAAACCCUCAAGUGCCAUUCUACAAACUCUUCAUGUUCGCCGACUGGUGGGAUUACCUGUUGAUUGUUCUGGGCACGAUCGGAGCGUGUGUGCAUGGAGUUUCAGUGCCCAUAUUUUUCCUCUUUUUUGGAGCCCUGAUCGACGCCUUUGGAGCAAAUUACGCCAAUCCACAAAAAAUGGGGCAGGAAGUCAGCAAGUACGCCUUGUAUUUGUUUUACCUCGGCUGCGUAGUUUUGGGCGCUUCCUGGCUGGAGAUUUCAAGCUGGAUACAAGCUGGCGAGAGACAAAGCUCACGCAUGAGAACGAAAUUUCUGAAAGCAGUUCUGAGUCAAGAGAUCGCUUUUUUUGAUCCCGAUGGAACAACGAGCGCCAUAGUCAAUCGCAUCUCCACAGACACUGCCUUUGUGCAAGACGCGAUCAGCGAAAAGGCGGGAAACUACAUCCAUUUCAUGGCGAAAUUCAUCGCUGGUUUCGUGGUGGCUUUCUGCUCGGUCUGGCAGCUCUCUCUCACAACUCUGGCCGUCGUUCCAGCCAUAGUGCUAGCAGGUGCAGCCUACGCUCUGACUAUGAUUGGUCACGAAACGAAAAGUCUAGCAGCGUAUGAAGAAGCUGGCAAGGUGGCUCAACAGGUGGUAGCUCAAGUGCGUACGGUGUAUUCUUUUGGGGGAGAAGCCAAGGCUGUACAAGAAUAUGCCAAAGCGCUACAAACUACGUUGAGGCUGGGCAAGCAAGGGGGUUUUGCCAAAGGACUGGGGCUGGGAGUGACUUACGGACUGACCGUGGGCGCAUGGGCUCUCCUCCUCUGGUAUUCCGGAAUUCUCGUUCGAGCGGGAACUACAAAUGGAGGCAAAGCGUUUACCACCAUCCUCAACGUGAUUGUUGGCGGGAUUGCUCUCGGACAAGCUGCUCCAAAUCUGGCGUCCUUCUCGCGUGGAAAGUCAGCCGCUCACAAUAUUCUGGAGAUGAUUAACCGAAAGCCUGCAAUCGAUCAGACGACGGGGAGAAAGCUGACCAGCGUAAAUGGCCAGAUUGAAUUCCAGGAAGUUUGUUUCAGUUAUCCAUCGCGAGCCGAAGUGGUUGUACUUCAGGACUUUAAUCUCAUAAUUCCGCCAGGUAGAACUGUGGCGCUUGUCGGAAGCAGCGGUUCUGGUAAAAGCACCAUCGUUGGCCUGAUCGAGCGGUUUUACGAGCCCACUUCAGGAAAAGUUCUGUUGGACGGGCGGAAUAUCCAGCGUCUGCACCUGAAGUGGUUAAGACAGCAGAUGGGCCUCGUGAACCAGGAACCUGCUCUAUUUGCCACCAGCAUUUGGGAGAAUCUUCUAUAUGGCAAGGGGACUGCCAGCAAGGAAGAAGUUCUGGCUGCUACAACAGCUGCAAAUGCACACAGCUUCAUCAGCCAGUUGCCAUCGGGCUAUGAUACGCAGGUGGGGGAGAGAGGUGUGCAACUCUCCGGAGGCCAAAGGCAGAGGAUAGCAAUCGCUCGAGCCAUGUUAAAGGACCCGAAGAUCUUACUCUUAGACGAGGCUACUAGUGCUUUAGACCCUGGUUCCCAGCAAAUUGUGCAAGAAGCUAUAGAUCGGUUGAUGGUUGGCCGGACAACUGUGGUGGUAACCCAUCAACUAGCAGCAGUCCGGAAAGCGGAUAUCAUCGGGGUCAUGCACAACGGGACCUUGAUUGAGAUCGGCACUCACGAAGAGUUGUUAGAAUUGGGCGAAAGAGGUACCUACGCAGGGUUGGUGAGGUUACAAGAGGCAGGCUACUACGCACAAGGAGGGAGUCUAGUUCCAGGAUUCAAACAGCACUUGAAAGUUGGGGAGGAGAUUUUGUCUGCUCCUGCGAAGGAGUCCAAGAGAGGUCCUAUCAAAGGACUUGCGGAAGGAGUAUCAGAGCUCCGAGAGUCUGACACCCCGUGCAACGAAGGGCCCGUUCUAUGGCGACUGCUGAAGUUGAACUCCUCCGAAUGGCACUACGGCCUGCUGGGCACGAUCGGAGCAAUCAUCGCCGGUUGCGAAUUUCCCUUGGUUGCGCUGACGAUCGGCCAGGUUCUGACGAGCUUCUACAAUCCUGACAAAAACUACAUGGAACGCGAGGUGCGGAAGUAUACCUUGAUGUUCACCGCGGCCAUCGUGGUCGUCAUCAUGGGCCACCUGCUUCAACAUUUCUACUUCGCUGCCAUGGGCGAGACCCUCACCGCGCGCGUUCGAAAAAUGAUGUUUUCAGGUAUCCUACGGAACGAGAUGGGCUGGUACGACAGAGAGGAGAGCAACAGCAAUGUCCUGGCGCUGUCUCUCGCAACCGAUGCAACAUCGGUGCGGGCGGCCAUUGCCGACCGGAUCUGCAUCGUCGUGCAGAACAUAUCUCUAGUGGCGACGGCGUUCGUGAUCGCAUUCUUUCUGCAAUGGCGAGUGGCUUGCGUCAUGUUCGCCACGUUCCCUCUGCUGAUCGCAUCUCUGGUGGGCGAGAACUUUUUCUUGAGGGGAUUCAGUGGGGACUUGACCAAGGCGUAUGCGAGAGCGAGCGCAACCGUAGGUGAGGCAGUCGGUAACAUCCACACUGUGGCGGCCUUCUGUGCAGAGGACAAGGUCGUCGAUCUGUUCAACAGAGAGCUCAAAGUGCCGCAGAGAAACGCCACCCUCCGAGCUCACAUCGCAGGCGUCGGCUAUGGGCUGUCGCAAUUCUUCAUGUACGGCUCGUACGCAGUGGCCCUCUGGUACGCCUCGUCGCUCGUCAUGAAGCGCGAGGCCACGUUCGGCGACUCGAUCAAGAUCAUCAUGGUGCUGAUCUUCGCCGCCUUCGGAGUGGCCGAAACCAUCGCCAUGGCGCCGGACUUCGUCAAAGGCGACCAGGCCCUUCUCUCGGUCUUCAAGAUCCUCGAUCGCAAGACGGAGAUCGACCCCGACGAUCCGAAAUCCGAGAAGCUCACCGAAGUGCAAGGCGAGAUCGAAUUCCACAGCGUGGCCUUCAAUUACCCGAUGCGGCCGACGGUGUCUGUCUUCAAGGACUUGAGCCUGAGAGUGCGUGCAGGCACGAGCUUGGCAUUGGUCGGAGAGAGCGGAUCCGGCAAGAGCUCGGUGAUCGCGCUGAUCCAGCGAUUCUACAAUCCCAUCUCCGGAACCAUUUGCAUCGAUGGCAAGGACGUGAUGAGGCUGAAUGUCCGAUCGCUGCGGCAGCACAUCGGCGUGGUGCAGCAGGAGCCUGCGCUCUUCGCCACCAGCAUCCACGACAACAUUCUGUACGGGAAGGAGAGCGCAUCGGAGAGCGAGGUCGUCGAGGCAGCGAAGACGGCCAACGCGCACAACUUCGUGAGCGCAUUGCCGCAGGGCUAUGAGACAUCGGUCGGGGACAGAGGAAUCAAGCUCUCGGGAGGGCAGAAACAGCGAGUGGCCAUCGCCAGGGCGGUGAUCCGAAGCCCUGCGAUCCUGCUGCUCGACGAGGCGACGAGUGCGCUCGAUGCGGAGUCGGAGAAACUCGUGCAACAAGCGCUCGAUCGGAUCAUGAAAGGCCGCACGACCGUCAUCAUCGCGCACCGAUUGUCGACCAUUCGCAACGCCGACAGGAUCGCCAUGAUGCGAAACGGCCACAUUCUCGAACUCGGCACGCACGACGACCUCAUGGGCCUCGACGGCGCGUACGCUCGAUUCGUCCACAUGCAGCAGUUCCGAUGCCCUGCUUCGCUGUCGUUCACUCUCGACAGCGAUCCCGCGCUCUUGAACUAGAAUUUCUCCGCAAAUUCCGAUGUAUCUCGGCGAAAUAUCUUCAUUUCUGACUGUCGACGAUCGAUUCAUGCUCUCGCGUCGACAUGAACAAGAAGGUAGUCAGUCAAUCAGUCAGUCAGUCUCGUUCACGCCCACAAUUUGGUCGUGGAGGAGUAAACUCGGGAAUUUCAACCUCACCUCCCGAUUCCGAGGUGAGCUCGUACUGGCGCUAAUUAAAAUCCUGUCCUUCUCUGUCGGGCAAUCACUUCGUGUAAAUAAAAUUUCGGCCACCCGGAGUAUCAUCUCUCUUGGAAUUCGAGAAGAAGAUGGCAAGCAUAACCUGCGAAGAAUUGGAGGGAACUGCGGAGGAGAGCCAAGACGUAACCUGAAGAUCGGACUGCUGGCCUGCCUCAAAAUAUUUGGCUCGCCGUAAUUUGGAACGAUGGAUGCUCUGCCCGAAAGAACAGAAGGAAUUGAUUGAGGACAUAAUUUCACCGUCGUGCGAAUUGAGGUUCAGAAGAGCCAAUUGAUCGACCCAAUUCUCUGAUCUGCUUCGCGCCAACAUCCAUCGAACGAUCGAUCGAUCUUCAGGAAAGACGUCUCCAUUCUUUGCUCCAAUUCGAGUACAGCCUCGAGUGAAAUCAGACUCACUCGUUGAAUGCGAAGCGCCGAAUUCGAGCAGAUUUAGCGCCGAGGGCAGUUAUGCAAGCGAAGGAACUGUAGCCGUUGCCGGACAAGGGAGUAGAUGGGUGGAUGGAUGGAUACUCGGCGCAGUCGUUGUCAGUAGCGAUUAUUUUCACUUCUCGUUGUUACAAGUCUAAAGAGAUUCCGGAGCCAUAAUGUAGAGGCAGUCUAUGUAUUUGAUCUCUUGUCUUCGAUAUUUCUUCUCUUUCAGAGAGAAGCCCUGUAAAUAAUGAAACCUCUCGAGCUUCUGAUUUUCGCAAC